AAAGAGAUUUUAACCCAACAAUUGAAUGAAGUGUUGAUGAGCAAAGAUAAAAAUGUCCCAUUUCCAAGAUUGAGGGAUUUGAAGAUGAUCACCACCAAAGAAGUGGAGAUGGAGCAGCAAAAGCGGAAGAUGGAAAGUGAGGAAAUGCUAGUGAAUAAGAAAACAAAGUUAGAGUGGAGACCGGAGGAUUGUGCUCAGGCAAUUGGAUUAUCCGAUAAGUGUACUGGCGAGGGAGAAAAGAAGAAAUGUCAUUACAAAGACAUUUCAGAGGACUCAGUGCUACUGGUUCCAGAGGAUGCAACCCAAAAGCCCUACGUUGCGAUCAUAAAGGAUAUUUAUAUACAAGAAAAAGAAGAAUAUGUGAAGCUUGAAGUGCAGUGGCUUUAUCGUCCAGAAGAUGUGGAGAAAAAAUAUGUCGGAAAAUGGGAACCCAAAGACUCAAGAGACCUCUUCUAUAGUUUCCAUCGCGAUGAAGUGUUUGCUGAAUCUGUAAAACACAAUUGUGUUGUACAUUUCAUUCAAGAGAUUAAGCAAACCCCAAACCGUAGAAAGCAUCCUGGUUUCAUCGUGCAGAAUGUUUAUGAUAAUGUUAAGAAGAAGCUUAGGAAGCUCACUUUUAAUGGCUUUGACUUGCAGCAAAAGCGUGAAAUAGGUCAUCUUGUGGAAAAGACAAUUUUGAGAAUUGGCCAUCUUCCUAACAUUGUGAAGGAGCAAAAGAUUUUGAUCUCGAGGAGUAAAAGAUCUGUUCCUCAAAGUUAUAUUAUAAAAGAGGUGGAAACAAGUCGUGAAAGCAAUAAUGUGGAUAACUCGCUCUUGGAAAAUUUUGAUUUGUUGACCGGUGAUUCGGAUCGUGACAAGAGUUUGGAAGAGCUUCUGGAAGUAGUUAAGCCUAGUUGUCGUACAAGUAAAAAGAAGCAAGCGGGUGAUUAUGAUUAUUUCUGGCCAAAUGAUGUCGUUUCGGUUGUGAGUGCUCUUGAGCAGGCUUUAUAUGAUUCUUUGAAAGAAGAUAUACCAAAGUAUAGUAACAAGUUGGAGAUUCUGGUUGGUAAACUCAAGAACUCACGAGUGCUAGCUAGACGACUUCUUGAUGGCGAAUUAAAACCUGAACAAGUUAUAAAGAUGACGUGCUAUGAGUUAUUGGCCGACUUGAAAGAACCAAUAUUGGAGAAAGAUGCUUCUUCAUCCACCUCCAGAAGUGUUGCGCGCAAAGAUUCUUUCGAAGAUUAAAGAUGUAACUAAGCCCUUAAAUAAUAUAUUUAGUGUUAUCUUGCUUCUUCCCUUUUAAGGAUUUUUUCCUAAAUUGUUCUUUCAAACUAUGUUGCAGAUCAUGACUUAUUAUGUAAACUUUCAACUAUUAAAGUUUAGAUAUUGUU
Messenger RNA from Arabidopsis arenosa, 1373 nucleotides. NCBI's taxonomy places the organism in Eukaryota, Viridiplantae, Streptophyta, Magnoliopsida, Brassicales, Brassicaceae. The record is from the annotation of a GenBank genome assembly.